Molecule: messenger RNA, 3673 nt
Organism: Sarcophilus harrisii (Tasmanian devil)
Lineage: Eukaryota; Metazoa; Chordata; Mammalia; Dasyuromorphia; Dasyuridae
Gene: RBMS3
Product: RNA binding motif single stranded interacting protein 3
Exons: 19
Coding region: 615-2507 (630 amino acids)
Cellular component (GO): cytosol; ribonucleoprotein complex; nucleus
Molecular function (GO): mRNA 3'-UTR binding; poly(A) binding; poly(U) RNA binding
Source: RefSeq, a predicted model, not a curated record
GUUCCAAAGGCUCCCGGGGAGGGGGUUUGGGGGAACUGGCAGAGCAGAAGGGAGCCAGAGAGGAGGAGAGGGGCAAAAACAAAGGUCUGGAUUUGGGACCUAGAUAAGGAGAGAAAGUAAAUAAGCACCGCGCCCGGCUCCAGCUCCCAGGGUCUGGGCGGCCAGGCGUCAGCUGCUUGGUUCGCGUUGGCUGUUUCGGGGAGCCUGAAGGCCACCGCACCAAGGACACACAACACACAACACACACACACACACACGCACACACACGGAGGCAGCCCCACAGGCACAGGCGCGCUCUCAAUGGAUACAAAAGUCUGGCCGUUCUAGUGGCGAGGAGGGAGGGAGGGAGGAAGGGAGGAAAGGAGGAAGAGAGGGAAGGAGGAAGGGGGGGCGGGCGGCGGAGAGCCCGGGGCGGGGGAGAGCCGGAGCUCGAGCCCUGCCGGAGCCCGAGCCCGAGCCCGAGCCCGAGCCCGAGCCCGAGCCGAGCCCGAGCGAUUGCGCCCGUGCCGGCUCCCCCAGCCAUGCGUGCCGCGGGCCCGUGAAGGGAGCCGCCGUGCGCCGCUGGCUGCCAAGUCCUUGCCCCGCUUUUGUCUCGCCCUACAGUGAAUCGGAAGAUGGAGAUGGAUGUUAAGGGAGUUUCUCAGUGCCCGGAGCCCAUCCCCCACUCUCAGGGGGCUGGCGGAGGCUGUCAGCAGCCACCGCCGCCGCCGCCGCCGCCGCCGCCACCGCCGCCGCCGCCGCCGCAGGAUGAGCAGCCUGGGGAAAGUGCGGCCGCCGGGGACAGCCACCCAGAGAAGAGACCAAACAGCGAGAAAGAAGACAAAAAGAGGACCUCGGCCAGCAAGACUUCAGGUGCUCCUUCCUACAGCAGAUGGUCCAGCUCACAGCCACAUCAGGAGGCUCUGCAAUGUUCCGGGCUUGAUGCAAUCAGCACAAUGCCAUCUGCAAACAACAGCAUCUGGAGGACAUCACCAUCUAUAGGGAAUCCCUCUUUGAUUUGGACUCUGCGCUGGACAUCCUCCAUGACAAUGAGAAGCCUGGGACGCGGAAGCCUGGGGACUUGCCCCAUUUCUGCAAUAGAAUAUUCUUCUAGCUCCACGGUGAGAACAUACCAAAACAGUAAAUCCAGAGUGACCAUGAGUCCCGGCUUCAGCUCCCAGUGGAACAGCAGCCAACCUGCUUGGAACAGCUAUACCUUUCCAAGAGCAAGCUUGCACUACCAGUCCCAUGCCAGCUACACCUACUGUGCUGGACACCCUGCCUCCUAUGCACCAGCUCCCCACCCCAUGGCUCCUCCCAGCCCCAGCACAAACAGCAGCAGCAACAACAGCAGCAGCAACAACAAUAGCGGAGAACAGUUGAGUAAAACCAACUUGUACAUUCGAGGCCUUCCACCCGGCACCACGGACCAGGACCUAAUCAAGCUGUGUCAGCCGUAUGGAAAAAUUGUUUCCACAAAGGCAAUUCUUGACAAAAAUACAAAUCAAUGCAAAGGUUACGGCUUUGUAGAUUUCGACAGUCCGGCCGCGGCACAGAAAGCGGUAGCGUCUCUCAAGGCCAAUGGCGUCCAGGCACAGAUGGCCAAGCAACAAGAACAAGACCCCACAAAUCUAUACAUCUCCAAUUUGCCCAUUUCCAUGGACGAGCAGGAAUUGGAGAACAUGCUGAAACCCUUCGGCCAUGUCAUUUCCACCAGAAUAUUAAGAGACGCCAAUGGAGUCAGCAGAGGUGUCGGAUUUGCCAGGAUGGAGUCAACUGAAAAAUGUGAAGUGGUAAUUCAACAUUUUAAUGGAAAAUACCUGAAAACACCACCGGGAGUACCAGCCCCCACUGAGCCUUUGCUGUGUAAAUUCGCAGAUGGAGGGCAGAAGAAGCGUCAGAACCAAGGCAAAUACACACAGAACGGAAGGCCGUGGCCAAGGGAAGGAGAGCCUGGCAUGGCAUUGACCUAUGACCCUACAGCUGCUAUACAGAAUGGAUUUUAUUCUUCACCGUACAGUAUUGCAACAAACCGCAUGAUUCCCCAGACAUCUAUCACGCCAUUCAUUGCUGCUUCCCCUGUGUCCACAUAUCAGGUCCAGAGCACUUCAUGGAUGCCUCACCCACCCUACGUUAUGCAGCCAACAGGCGCUGUGAUAACACCAACAAUGGACCACACUAUGUCAAUGCAGCCAGCAAGCAUGAUGGGCCCCCUGACGCAACAGAUGAACCAUCUUUCCCUGGGCACGACAGGAACGCGCCCUGGGACCAAGAACCAGUCACCCCACCCUAGUUAUGGCUCUGCAUAUAUGUAUAUGACUGCGGCUGCACCUAUGCAAGGGACCUACAUUCCCCAGUACACUCCUGUGCCUCCAACAGCCGUCCCUAUAGAAGGUGUUGUUGCUGAUACCUCUCCCCAAACAGUUGCACCUUCAUCACAGGAAGCCAGUGCCCAACAACAGCAGAUAGCGGUGGAAACGUCCAGUGAACAUACGCCUGCAUAUUCCUACCAACAGUCUAAACAAUAAACAGGACUGAAGAAUGUCGAUCUGAAAACUUUGCCUUGAAUGGAGAAACUUCAUUGAACAAGGAGUUGGCUUCCAGUUUGCACAGGCGUCAACCGAAUGCUUUUUUUUUUCAUUUUCUACUUUACCCAAUGAAAAAAAAAACCCAAGUGUUUUUAUGUGCUGUGCAAAAGGUUCCGUCAUGUAGUCUGACAGUUUUAUUUUUGCUAUAAUUUUUUUUAAUUAAAGAAAAAACCCAGAGGGGGAAAAAAAAACACAAACACUGGGGGUUGACAUUUCAUCUGGAUGAACAUUCGGAUUCAGAAUUUACCUGAAGGUGUAGAUAGAAUUUUUUUUAAAAAACAAAAACAAAAAAACAUCAAAUCUGAUGAUGUUAAGAGGGAGCGAGCUGAGAUGAAAACCUUGUCUUCCUCAAUAAUUAAGCUACUUUCUCUUUUUUUUUCCCUUCUUUAACUCUAGUGCAUUUGUUUAAUUUUUUAUUUUUUUUUCUUAGAAAUGUUUAGGUAAGGUUUAUCUUGAAUCUUAAUUGCCUUAAUUUUAAGGACGUCAGAGGCUCUCCAGGCAAGCUGUCCACGUCUUGUUAGAAAAACAAACAACAAAAAAAACAAAAACAAAAAAACAAAACAAAACAAAAAAAACAAAAAAACAAACAAACAAACAAAAAAAAACCGGAGAAGGAAAUUUGAAACGACUGCUUUGAGCCAGCUUCAACUGGUGCAGAAGUUUAAUAGACUCUGAGUUUUUAGGGUGAAAAAAAUAAACUGUACAGUUGAAAAGAAAAUGUUUUUCUUCGUUUGAAGAAAAUUUGUUGAUAAAGGAACCAUGGCAACUGCAAGGAUUAGAAAAAAAAAUGCUGGGACUUUUCAUGAACUUUGUCUUAAGUGUUGACAGGAAUCAUUCUAGAAAGGAAAAGUGACUGACAGUAAAGUUAUUGACAUUGGUUCAAUCAAAUGGCUGCAUUCGAAAUGAUACGGGGUUUGGGGGGGGCAGGAUGCAGAUUUUUUUUUUUUUAUUUCCAAGGCGUGAUCGCUGACAAAAGCCCUCGUGCUUUUUACCUGCAGUCUUUUUUAUGAGCGUUAAGAAGUUUUUAGUCAGCUUUGCUUGUCACAUUGCAAAACCUAGCUUAAGAGCAUUAAAAUAAAAAAAAAAAAAUGAAAAAAAAACUUAAG